Molecule: messenger RNA, 1086 nt
Organism: Malassezia japonica
Lineage: Eukaryota; Fungi; Basidiomycota; Malasseziomycetes; Malasseziales; Malasseziaceae
Gene: ARG3
Product: ornithine carbamoyltransferase
Exons: 1
Coding region: 1-1086 (361 amino acids)
Biological process (GO): L-citrulline biosynthetic process
Cellular component (GO): mitochondrion
Molecular function (GO): ornithine carbamoyltransferase activity; amino acid binding
Source: RefSeq, a predicted model, not a curated record
AUGCUCCGGAUCCUGUCUCGGGUCCACGCGCCGCGUGCGUUCGCGCCGAAUGCCGGUGCCCGCUACUACAGUGUGCCUAGCGCCCGUGCGCCUAGCCUGAUUACGCUCGCCGACCUGAGCGCGGCCGAGAUGGAGUCGCUCCUGCAGCGCUCUGCGCACUUUAAGAAAACCUGCAAGGAGCACGUCCUGAAAAAUGCUGCAAUCGACAAGAGCAUCAAGGACCAGACAAUCGCUCUUACUUUUAGCAAGCGCAGCACGCGUACGCGUGUCGCAAGCGAAUCGAGUAUCGCGACGCUCGGCGGCCACCCUAUGUUCCUCUCGCCGUCCGAUAUCCAGCUUGGCGUGAACGAGAGCCUACUUGACACGACGCACGUCAUAAGCUCGAUGGUCGACGGUAUCAUGGCUCGUGUGGGCGACCACAGCGAGAUUGAGACGCUCGCGCAGUACUCCAAGGUGCCGGUGGUCAAUGCGCUCUCGAGCCGCUUCCACCCCACGCAGAUCCUGGCAGACCUCCUGACGCUCCUCGAGGUCAACGCCGAGCCUGGCGCGCCGCUGCCGCCUUUGUCGAAGCUCGCGGGCCUCAAGGUCGCGUGGGUCGGCGACUCGAACAACAUCCUGAACGAUAUGCUGGUCGCGUACCCCCGCCUGGGCAUGCACCUCAGUGUCGCGGCGCCGAGUGGCGAGGCGUACGCCCGCGACCCCGUCGUGUGGGACCUGAUGGAAAAGGGCCUCGCCCAGAUGCCGAGCGGCGAGCCCAAGGGCGAGGUCGAGUGGUGCCACGACCCUGCCCAUGCCGUGCGGGACGCGGACUACAUUGUAACCGAUACCUGGAUCUCUAUGGGCGACGAGGCGUCCAAGGACCAGCGCCUGCGCGACUUUGACGGCUUCCAGGUCACCGAGGCGCUCGGCAAACAAGGCAACGCCAAGCCGGACUGGAGAUUUUUGCACUGCCUGCCCCGCAAGGCGGAGGAGGUGGACGACGAAGUGUUCUACGGACCUCGCUCGCUCGUCUUCCCGGAAGCAGAGAACCGCAAGUGGACCAUCAUGGCCAUCUUUGACUGGCUUUAUGGCCGCAACGCUUUGUAG